Fusarium oxysporum Fo47 is the source of this 939-nucleotide messenger RNA. RefSeq lists its product as uncharacterized. Gene Ontology annotation, molecular function: catalytic activity. The coding region runs from base 1 to 939 and encodes 312 amino acids. Lineage: Eukaryota; Fungi; Ascomycota; Sordariomycetes; Hypocreales; Nectriaceae. The record is from RefSeq and is a predicted model, not a curated record. The transcript has a single exon. Gene Ontology annotation, biological process: nucleoside metabolic process.
AUGUACAUAGUCAUCAGCAAGACCGUCGUCCAGUACGAUUUCGGCCGGCAGUAUCCUGACAAGUUUGUACGCAAGAACACCGUCGAGGACAAUCUUGGCCGGCCGAACAAAGACGUCCGCAAUCUGGUCGCUCUAUUCGAGACCGACCGGGGCCUCGACCAGCUCGAACAACGGACUGCCCGUUUUCUUCGGCAGCUGCAGGCCAACGUUGCCCAGACAAGGCGUCGGGGCAAGUACGACUACCCCGGACCGGCGGAAGACAGGCUAUUCGAGCCGGCCUACCGUCACAAGCACCGCGUAUCGCCAACAUGUAGUUGCCGCGAUUGCUUCAGCGACGUAGACCCCGUUUGCGACGAGGCCCUCAGCUCGUCAUGCGCGGAUCUCGGAUGCGACGACGAACAUCUUGUCGCGAGGGAACGGCUCCAGGCAAAACGGCAGUCAGAACACGAUGACAGCGAUACGGCUCGGCAGCCGGCAGUACAUGUGGGGGCGGUUGCAUCGGGAGAUACCGUGAUGAAGUCGGCUGCCGACCGAGACAGGUUCUCGAGGGAAGCAGGCGUGAUUGCGUUUGAGACGGAGGGCGCUGGGGUCUGGGACGAAGUUCCCUGUAUCGUGGUUAAGGGUGUGUGUGACUAUGCGGACUCUCAUAAGCAUAAGGGACGGCAGAAUUUUGCAGCGGCGACGGCCGCGGCAUCCAAGGCAAUUUUAGAAGGUUAUAUCCGAACUGACAAAGCUCUGAAAGCGUCCGCGGGCGACGGUAAAUGUAGUUCGUCUCCGAUGCUUGCGAACAGGGCUGGUGGCAAUGAAGACACCGGGAGCCGCAACGGUUCCGCGGCCAUACCUCAACAGGACCAAGCCAAUGCCGCGCAUGGGCCGGUUUUCCACGGGCCUAUCUCAGGCCAAUACGUCAUCCCGGGAAUAGUCAAUCUGACUGCCUGA